This is a messenger RNA of Dermacentor silvarum, 1064 nucleotides long. RefSeq names its product cuticle protein 16.5-like. The record is from RefSeq and is a predicted model, not a curated record. NCBI's taxonomy places the organism in Eukaryota, Metazoa, Arthropoda, Arachnida, Ixodida, Ixodidae. Bases 1 to 855 code for a protein of 284 amino acids. The transcript is spliced from 3 exons.
AUGUGCAUAUGCCCUGAGUUCCAGCCGGCCUAUGAGUGGCGACUCACCGACGUCGAAGGAUUGGAGACGGCGGUGUCUAGGUCCAACCCAGCCGACCAAAUCCGCGCCUGCAUCGUCCUCGCCCUGGCCACCAGCGCCUUCGCUGGCUUCGUCGGCACCACCGGCUACAGCGUCGGCCUGGCUGCCGCCCCAGCCGUCGCUACCGUUGCCCACGCUGCUCCAUUGGCCACCUAUGCCGCUGCUCCAGUCGUUGCCGCUGCUCCAGCUGUCACCAGGGUUGCCACCGCUUACGCCGCUGCCCCAGCUUUCGCCACUGUGGCCCACGCCCCAGUCGCCACCGCUGUUGCUGCUCCAGCUGUCGCCUCCUACGCUGUUGCGCCAGCUCUGACCCGUGUCGCCACCGUUACCCACGCAGCCCCAGUCGCAACCUACGCCGCUGCCCCAGCUGUCGCUACUGUGGCCCACGCCCCAGUCGCCACCGCUGUUGCCGCCCCAGUCGCGACCUACGCCGCUGCCCCAGCUGUCGCUACUGUGGCCCACGCCCCAGUCGCCACCGCUGUUGCCGCCCCAGUCGCGACCUACGCCGCUGCCCCAGCCGUCGCUGCUGUCCACGCUGCCCCAGCUGUUGCCACCACCACCGUCCACCACGCCCCAGCUGUCGCCACCGUUGCCCAGGCUGCCCCAGUUGUCGCUGCCUACCACGCUGCUCCAGCCUACGGCUACGGCAUCGGCACCCUCGGUUACGGCGUUGGUCACUACGGCUACGGCCACGGACUCCUCGGCUAUGGCCUGAACUACGGCUACGGUCUUGGCUCUCCCUUCGACUACACCACCCUCCUCCGCAGGAAGAAGUAAAUCUCUGGCGUACCCGAAACUACUACGGUUGCUUUCACCGACAAAACUAUGUCUACACAUCACUUCCACAGCGUGGUUGGAAGAUUCUUUUGGCUGAAAUAAAAUUAAAUUAUUGUCUUAUUUUAUUGACAGUGGUGUUUUAACUUACAAUAUGUUCGUCUUACAGAACGACAUACUAAAUGAUCUCUCGGAGAACCCCCUGAAAAGCU